AUACUCCAGAUCUCAAAGAUCAUCUGCAAUCUUCACAGGUACCUUCACUGGCACAGAGAUGCUUUUCUCUGUCCUUCUUUUGCUGGGCAUCUGCCUGGUGCCGGCUCACGCCGAGCAAGCAGGGAAAUAUCUCGGCAGUCCUUUCCUUCAAGACUGUUUUGAGGAGGCAAAGAAAAUUGUGGAUGAUGCAUACAAGUACUCCAGGGAAGAGAGUCUGCGUCGAGUCCGCAGGGAUGUGGUGAGACCUCAAGAUAUUCUUCGUCUCCUGAAGCAGCCUCGUGGAGACACACGCUCAGCUGUGAGAUCUGCAGACUACAUGGGACAAACCCUCCGUCUGGUGCACGACAGGGUGCACCAUGUGCACAAACGCUCACUCAACGCAACAGAUUUGCUCACUACAGAGGACCUGGAAAGGCUUGCCGCUAUAACCGGAUGUGCUGCUCGAACCAGAAUUCCAUCCUGCCGUACCACACAAAACAUUAACAAGUAUCGCACAAUCACGAGCGUCUGCAACAACCUAAACAAACCUCGCCUCGGAGCCUCCAACACUCCCUUCCGCCGCUUGCUGGCCGCCGAAUAUGACGAUGGCAUCUCCCAACCAAAAGGAUGGAACAACCGAAGGAUCAACAACUUCCUGCUCCCCCUGGUCCGACAAGUGUCCAAUAACAUCCUCAGUACAAAUGACGGAGGUGUGGUUAGCGACAGAGAAUUCACUCACAUGGUGACCUUGUUUGGCCAGUGGAACGACCACGAUCUCACCUUCACGCCCUUCUCCCCCAGCAUCCGCUCCUUUAGUAAUGGGGUGAACUGUGAUGAAAGCUGUGAGCGAACUGAGCCGUGCAUCCCCAUCGCGAUUCCUCCCAAUGACCCCCGUAUUCGCCCAGGCCCAGAGAGCUGCAUCCCUUCGUUUAGAUCAGCCCCUGUUUGCGGAACAGGAUUCUCAGCCUACAAUUUUGGCGGAGAGCCCAACAAGAGAGAGCAGAUCAAUGCCCUGACAGCCUUCCUGGAUCUCAGCCAGGUUUACGGCUCUGAGGACAAGCUUGCCCUCUUUCUUCGUGACCUUGAUAGGGAUGGUGGACUGUUGCGAGUGAAUGCAGAGUUCAAAGACAACGGGCGUGAGCUGCUGCCCUUCCACCCUAUGCAGGUGAAAAUGUGUGCCACUCGUGGAAGAGUCACCAACAACACAAAUGCCAGAGAAGUGCCCUGUUUCAUUGCAGGUGAUACCCGUGUGGAUGAGAACAUCGCUCUGACCUCCAUCCACACACUGUUUUUGCGUGAGCAUAACCGCCUGGCUCGACAACUAAAGAGAUUAAACCCACACUGGGACAGUGAGACGCUCUACCAAGAGGCUCGCAAGAUCAUGGGUGCUUACACACAGGUGUUUGUGUUCCGGGACUACCUGCCACACAUUGUGGGUGACGAAGCAAUGAGAAGACAGCUUGGCCGUUACCCAGGCUACAAUCCCAACAUUGACCCCAGCAUCUCCAAUGUCUUUGCAACAGCAGCCUACCGCUUCGCCCACUUGGCCAUUCAGCCGUUCUUGUCCCGUCUGGAUGCCAACUUCAGAGAAAACCGUCAGUUCCCUAAUGUCCCCUUGUUCAAGGCCUUCUUUACCCCCUGGAGAAUUAUCUUUGAGGGUGGCAUUGACCCUCUGCUGAGGGGUCUGAUUGACCGUCCUGCUAAGCUGAACACUCAGGAUCACAUGAUGGUUGAUGCUCUGAGGGAGAGGUUGUUCCAGUUUGUGAUGGAAAUGGCUUUGGACCUGGGUUCUCUCAACAUGCAGAGGGGACGUGAUCAUGGCUUGCCUGGCUACAACGCCUGGCGCAGGUUCUGUGGCCUGUCACAGCCCAGGAACCAGGUAGAGCUUGGUCGGGUUCUGAACAACAGCAACCUGGCCCGCAGACUUCUGCAGCUCUACGGUACACCUGACAAUAUCGAUGUCUGGCUGGGAGGUGUUGCAGAGCCGUUUGUCCGCGGUGGCCGUGUGGGGCCUCUGUUCGCCUGUCUUAUCGCAAACCAGUUCAGGGAUAUCCGCCGAGGUGACAGGCUGUGGUACCAGAACCCGGGUGUCUUCACUCCGAGACAGAGGACUACCCUGUCCCGUGCUUCCCUGUCCAAGAUCAUCUGUGACAACACCGCCAUCACUUCCGUCCCCAGAGACGUAUUCAACCUUCAGACAGGCAGGAACCCACGCAUCCGCUGCGCCUCCAUCCGCAGCCUGGAUCUGAUGGCCUGGAGGGAGAGACCAUGUACAGGGAACUCAGGCCCGGGUGAUGAUAACUGUGAUGAAGUCAGUAAAUCACAGGAUGCACGUUCAUUUCCGGACCCCAUGGACCACCAGGAACCCCUGGACAACGAGGAUGCAGGUUCAUUUCCGGACCCCGUGGACUACCAGGAGCCCCUGGACAACGAGGUUGCAGAUUCAUUUCCGGACGCCGUGGACUACCAGGAACCCCUGGACAACGAGGUUGCAGAUUCAUUUCCGGACCCCGUGGACUACCAGGAGCCCCUGGACAACGAGGCUGCAGAUUCAUUUCCGGGCCCCGUGGACUACCAGGAACCCCUGGACAAUGAGAUCCCGCAGGACCCCCUGGCCUGAGAGGCCCUCCUGGAUCACCAGCAGUCAGCAUCAAUGCCAUACAGCCACAAUCUGCCUUCUCCAUCCGCCUGGGCGAGUACAAUCCAUCCUCUGA
Messenger RNA from Thunnus maccoyii (southern bluefin tuna), 2693 nucleotides. It is a transcript of the gene mpx, whose product is annotated as myeloid-specific peroxidase. Gene Ontology annotation, biological process: response to oxidative stress. The coding region runs from base 59 to 2599 and encodes 846 amino acids. NCBI's taxonomy places the organism in Eukaryota, Metazoa, Chordata, Actinopteri, Scombriformes, Scombridae. The transcript is spliced from 20 exons. The record is from RefSeq and is a predicted model, not a curated record. Gene Ontology annotation, molecular function: peroxidase activity; heme binding.